Molecule: messenger RNA, 6734 nt
Organism: Oryzias melastigma (Indian medaka)
Lineage: Eukaryota; Metazoa; Chordata; Actinopteri; Beloniformes; Adrianichthyidae
Gene: c2cd3
Product: C2 domain containing 3 centriole elongation regulator
Biological process (GO): centriole elongation; cilium assembly
Cellular component (GO): centriolar satellite; centriole
Source: RefSeq, a predicted model, not a curated record
CGACGCGGCAGCGGAAGCGGGAAGUUUUUCGACACUUUGUUGCUCGGAGACAGUUUUUCGCGCUGUAGUUUGCAUGUCUGCAGCUCAUUUAAGUAGUUUCCUAGCUGGAGAGUGUGCUAAAAAUGAAUAGUAACAUUUUAAACAGCCUCCUUGAUAGGACUGUCACAUACAGUCGGUUUUUACUGCGCUGAGAGAUGAAGAGCAGAAAACUGAAGCCUGUGAAACCUGGAAGCUGCAAAAAGAAAGUUUCCAGUGAUGUGUCCCCAUCGACGAGCCUUCCCCCUCUUGUUGAGGGCCAGCUGAGAUGCUUCUUGUGUGUGACGAUAAGCCGGAUGUUAUGGACGGUCCAAAAGGUUCCCUCUCCGACAUUCGUUCGGUUGCGUUGGUGGGGAGAGUCAUCUGACGGGACGCACUUUUUCCCAAGAGAUGGAUCUCAGCUUUCACAGAAAAAUAUUAAGACCACCUCUUAUUUUCCUGUCCGCUGUGGCCCAAAGCAGUUAACCUCAUAUCUCACAGAUAUGGGCUCUUUGAUGCUGGAAGUCCUAACAAAGUCAGAUCAUUUACCAGUCGCUCGGGCUCAAGUGCCUGGUAUCUCCCAUCUGUCUCUGUCACAACCAGUGAGUGGAUUUUACACUCUUGUGUCACCGACAUCUGAAAAGCUGGGAGAGCUGCAGGUUUCCCUGAGUCUGGAGCCUCUCAUGGAAGCCUAUGAAAACAGUAGCUCAGGACCUACUGCAAACACCAGCAUUGAUGGCCUGCAGCACAGAUCCAAGUCAGCUGGCAGUGGAAAAGAAUCAGCUGGAAGCAGUGGGGGAAACACGCCAAGGGGAAAAGAUCACCUAUAUUUCCAAAAUAUCCAGAAACACACAGAGGAGAAUUUGACGCCUGCAUUAAACAAACCGCAAACUGAAACUGUUGGGAUCUCCUCUAAUCAAGAGCCUUCUCACGAGCAAAGAAGCUCUGAUAUCAUCUCAGUCGUUUUAGAGCGUGGAAACAAGCUUAGAAAUGCAAUGGCGAUGUCAGCUUUGAACUGUGAUGUGGACUCUUCCACAGCUCUCACUGAUACUCCUUUACCUUUACUGAAGGACAACACAGGGAUGUCAAACAAGUUGUCUCCUUCUACUUCUGCUGCGUUACUUCAGGAUAUCCUGCACAUGGAUUCAGCUCAGAAGGCCACUGAUGAAGCCACUGAGUGUGGCUUGAGCUGUCCGACAGACAUAGACAAAAGAGUAGUAGAUCUCCUCCUUGGCAGCUCCAUCACAUCUCCUCUGCCUUUGUUGGAUUUCCAAGGUUCCUCUCCUGAAUCUCUCUCCGCCCACAGCAGCGUUUGUGAGGAAAACAAUCCCCUUUAUGACCAGAGCCUGCUAGAAAAUUUAUUCUACAAAGUUCCUAACUCAGAUACCACACUAGAUGAUAAUGAGGAGGAGAGUCAUGGAAGAAAUGUAUCUAAAAAUCACAGAAAGCAUCUGGAACAGAUUGGACCGGAAAACACAAGCGGUCCAAAUGCAGGGCAUCGUCAGUCUUCAGGUCUUGCUGGAGUUCAUCCUUCCCUCAAUGAGGAGCGGUCAUCUCUGCUAAGUUCAAUGCGACUGGUGAGAGUCUCUGUAGAUUCCCUGACUGUUGGUGCCUCAAACGCCUCACCAAGAAAGAUCCUUCAUAAAGGCAAACCUCCUCGACCAUUAACCUCCAAGAAGUGCACUUAUUUUGUUGAAUACGUCUUUCCAACAACUUCCAUGUCCAAUCAGGACAAUCGCAGUAAAGCAAGAGAUGUAGAAGUGACCAGAGCUGCUUCCAGUAAUGUGAAAGGAGGAGCUGUAAAGUUCCAGCAGAUCUCUGUGUUUCCGGUCCACUUUGAUCCAGUGACACUUAAACUUUGGAAGGAAACAGAACUGAAGUUCAGAAUUUAUUCUCGAAACUACAACCAGAAGAAACCUGUUGCUGUUGGCGAGGCAGUUUAUCCAAUGCGAAACCUGCUUCAGAGCAGCCAGCUCAGGCACUCUGUUGUUUUGCCAGUGCAAAGCAUGCAGGGAAAUGUAGGAAACCAAGAGAUUUCACAUCUGAAGGUGUCGCUAGAACUUGGAAGACACAGUAGAGACUUCUUGUCAGAGAAGAAGAAAAACCUGUCUUGGACAGACACAUCAAAACUUUCUCCCAGCCCUGUUAGAAAAAAUCCAUCUCAAAAUGAAGAAACCAACAAGAAGGCAUCCUCACCACGAUUUUUAGAAGUCUCCAGGUUCAACGAACAGACUUCUCCUCAGAAGCCACCCAAAGAAACCAGCUCUCAUCCUGGAGUUCAAACAUCUCCUCCUGAACUGUGGCUGCAGGAAGAGGAGCCCAUGGUCCUGCUGCACACUUUACUCAUGGUUCCAGAUGGAAAGAACUUCAGCUGUGGAACUCUGCAAACUCCAAACUUUUACUUAAACUGCAAGCUGUUCUGGUGCGAUGAGACUGCACGUUCAGUCGUCAGCUGGAGUCAGACAAACCCAAAGUUCAACUUUGCUCAGGUGACACCUGUGACCUUAACACCCAAACUCUUGGAAAGGAUGAAAAACAAUGUGAUGGUGAUUGAAGUUUGGCAGAAAGUAGGAAGCUCUGUGGAGGACCAGCUUCUUGGCCUCGUCAAACUACCUCUGCAUCAGUUUUACAUGUCAUUCAGGGACCCCACAAUCACCCAGCUGCUGCUGCAGGCUCAGUUCCCUGUCUUGGGAGUGGACUGCUACAUGCCCGUCAUCGAUGUGUUCUCUGGUAGCUGCAAAGGAAACCUCAGGGUUGUUUUGGCAAUGGGUCGCUCAGAACAGAUCGUUUCCCUCCAGAGAGCCAGAGAUGAAGAGAACGGCUCUUUGUCGCACCUCACGAGGCCGGUUCAUCUACUCGACCUGCAGCCACAUUCACACUCAAAGGUAAAAACUGCACCAAUGGAAAUCCUGAGGGAGCAUGUGUUUGUGAUACGAGUGGAGAAGGUGAGCGGGCUGACGCCUGUGCAGUCCACUGUGUGGGGUGAGGCUGACUGCUAUAUCCAGUACACUUUUCCUCAUCAGAAGGGUCUUCCUUCCAAUCUGGACCAAAGUCUCAUAGAAAGCAGUGUAGACCUGAAGCCGUUUCGCACAACCACUACCCUCUGCAUACCAGACCCGGUGUUUGGUCACACAGAGACUCACGUUCUUUUGGCUCCGGAGGCGGUGCCUGUUCAGAAGCUGCUGCUCAGCUCUUUGUCAAGUCAAAGCUUGAAUCGCGGAGGAGGAAUCCAGUUUGAAGUGUGGUGCAGGGCACGUGGAAUGCUGCCGCUCUCCAAACUCUGCGCCAUGGUCACCAUGCAGAAGCAGCAUCCUGACGAGCCUCAGAUGUUCUCCCUGCCUCUGAUUCCCAGGACAGGAGGCUCCUCAGCGUUUCCUUCCCAGUCUUCAGGACUGUUAGAUGUGUGCGUUCACUACAAGCACAGACCUUUGAGGUCUAGGGGACGCGCUGGAAGAGGAGCUCCCUCUCAAAGUGUGAUGCUGGUGGUUAAAGUUUACAGAGCGUGCGGUCUAAAAGCUGCAGCGAGGCUGAUAUCGGAACAAGAUGACUGCUUCUCUCACUUCAUCACAACUGGGAUGAACCCUUUUGUCUCUCUCCAGCUUUCCUUCCUGCCUGAGAGUGAAACGCAGUGUUCUCACUCUGCAUCUAGAACUUUCUGCCCUGAGUUUGACCUCCACAUGGAGGCGCCCUGUGAUCUGCUGCUUCACAUGAGCGGAGGAGAAACCUGCAGCCUGGCGGAACAUCUGGAAGAGGCGACCGCUGUCUUCACUGUCUGGAACCGGGACAACUCUAAAGUGAAUUCUCCUGCUUCCAAAGACGUGAUGUUGGGAACAGUGAAGAUACCGCUAGUGGAUCUAAUUCAUAAAAGAACUGGCAUUUCUGGCUGGUUUGGAUUGUAUCAAACACUUGAAAGAAGUCCUUCUCAGCACCAGAACAUCUUGGUUGGAGGUCUGCAGAUCUCUAUCAGCUUUGCUCACCACUCGGACAGGGAACGGGUCGUAAAAGCUGCUCUGGGUUUGGGCUGGGAAAUUCCUCACCAUGUUGUGCAAGACGAUCAAGAAUCCUGGGAAGAAACGAGACCGUUUUUUCUGACUUUUUUAUUUCCUAAAGCGUGGAUUCCUGUCCAAUGUUUGCUUCUGCCUGGCCUGGGCGAGCUGCAGCGCUCCACCUAUUGCUACUUUAGAUACAAGUUCUAUGACCAGGAAGCGUUCUGCUCUGAACUAAAACACCCGCAUGUUGAGGAGGACGAGGAGGUCCCGGCCACAGUGCUGUUUGAAGGAGGCAGAACUGUGGAGCUGCAGUUCACUCAGCCUUUGCUGUGGUAUCUGCGAGAGGAGAAGCUGGAGGUGCAGGUGUGGGUCACAUUCACUAAGGACAAAAGCAGGAGGCCCAGUGACCUGGACCGCCUGGUGGGCUCAGCGUUUGUGGAUCUUUCUUCUCUUACUAAAUCUCUCAAGGAGAAGCAGACUCUCAGUGGAGUGUAUCCGCUCUUCGUGCGGUCUGCAGCGGAUUUACAAGGUGCAGCUCUGAGGGUGCACAUCACACUGGCAGCAGGUUCUGCUCCUGCUGAGGAGGACGCUCACAUUGACUCUGAGAGCCAGGAGGAGCUCAUCUUAGAGGAGGAGGAGGAACCAGACCAAGAGCCCUCCCCAAGGUCACCCAGAAGGCCACUCACACAAAAGGGGCACAAGAAUAAGUCCUUCAGAACAACUCCAGACAUCACGUCUGGACAGCACACAGAAACGAGCAUUGAAGACUCUUUUCCUGUGACUGUGUCUGUGGACCGGGCCAUGCACCUCAACCUGAAGGGUUGUCCACUGGCGGAGAAAACUGAAGGGACUCCUUGCUGCUGUGUUUCCUACAUCACUGCAGACUCAGCUGAGCCGGUGACCACAGCUGUUGUAGCCAACGCAGACAGUCCUGUGUGGGAUCACCAGCAUGAGUGCAGGCUCGCCAAUGAUCUACUGACUGAUCCUCAGCAGUCUCUUGUGUUCAAAGUGUGGCACAAAGGAGAAAUGGAGAGGGUGAUUGGCUUUGCCUCUGUAGACCUGUCCCCUCUCCUCUGUGGUUUCCCGUCGGUGUGUGGCUGGUACAACAUCACAGACUUCAGCGGUCAGUGUCACGGUCAGCUCAAAGUGUCCAUCACUCCUCUGAGGGGAGUUCAGGAGCUGCGUGCGCAGAGGAGAACUGCGGAAGAAGAAGCUAGCAAAAAAUCACCCACUUUGUUUCAUACCGUUCCUCUGAGCUACCAAACCACAGCAGUGUACAGCAGCUUUCCAUCUCAUAUCAGCAGAUAUCCAGAGCAGAAGAUCUCUUCCCCCAAACACACCAACCAUCUGUUCUCUGAAAGAGUCAGUGAGAGUGAUCGCCAUCACGAGCACAUGGAUAAGGUGCGACUCUAUCAUCAGAGUCUGCAGGAACAAACAUCUCAGUCCAUUUACAGCAGCUCAGCCAGUGACCCAAAUCCCUCCAGCUCGCUCCUUUUCUCAACUCUGAGGAAAAAGCUGAGUGAGCUGGACAACAUCCAGAGGUACUUCAACCGUAAGCUCUCCACUCCGACAUUCCCAUCCACGGCUGAACAGGAGGAUCCAGACCAACCGGAGGAGCAAAAAGAUCUGGAGGCCGACACAAGUCAGCUUCUUCACAAGUCUAACCAGUUGCUUGGAGAAGUUAGUAGCAUCAUCAGUGGUCUCGGAGGACGCCACCUGGAAACCAUUAAUUUCAACACACAGGGCCACUCAGGCAGCUUAGGUGUGGACAUGGGCGUGGAAAGUUCAGGCCCUCCAGUUAUCCCUGAAAGCAUCAGCAGUCCCACGAGGAUCACUGAUGAUCCGCUGGACAUGAUGUCUCCUUCACAGUCACUGCCAAUGUCUGAAGACAACAGCGACUCAGAGCCUGAGGAAGAACUAAACAGACGAAACACUGAGCUUUGCAUGUCUGAAGAGGAGCAUGAAGAGGAGGCGAGGCUAAUGCACGAUGAGGAAAUUGAUGAUGAAGAGGAAGAUUUUGAGGAGGUCGUGGUGAAGCCGAGACCGCUCAAUGAAGUGACCUCAGUAACAGACAAAACCAGCCCUUGGACCAGCAUCCUGUCAGACCCGGACCUAGUUUCUGUAGAGAGCUUUGAGACGCCGCAGAGGUCAGAUGUCAGUGAGGAUGAGGAUGAAGAGAGUCAAGCAGCAGCUCCUGGCUCCAGUGGGAAACAGGAGGAGAGUGACCGCUCUUCAGACCCCUCAGAGAGGGGUCACGAGAGGUCACCAGCAUUUGAGACAGAGGACGGCCUCCACAAGAACCACACGAACUCUGUACCCCACACAUCUGCUCAGAGAUCUUCUGACACUCCACAGCAGGAGGAUUCACCACUUCAACCCUCCGUCCCGUUGGAGAUCCCAAACUUUUUCCUUCCCUCUCACCAGCUGGAGGCUUCGCUCAGAACUAUCCAGUUAGCUCCAACCUUCUCUCAGCCGACCACCAACCAAGAGCGGAGCUCAGCAGCUCGCCGCAGAGGUCCACGCCAGCGGCCCGACAUGUCCCCUUCAUCCAUGAAGAAGGAGACGGAGAGGAUAGCAAAGAUAUUUGCAGCUCACUUUGAGUCUAGGUAGCUCUGUUCCCUUAAAACUAGUGGGACUCCAGAACAUAAUCAUGUACAUUUGAUGUAAUGUGUGUAAAUAUUGACAAUUUUCUUUACUGGUAAUAAAAUAUCAAUUGUGUAUACAUUAAAA